AUGCUGGCACACUCUAAGGGUUUGCUGAUUAGGAGGAUGGUUGACGCGGGGAUGACUAUUCCGGAAAAGAACAUCGCUGCACUUCAGAGUGUUAGAGUGGAUGCGGAGGAGAUGGUUCGGUACGUUGUUGACAGGCGGCUCAAUGAUUUGGACGCCGAUAUCUGCAUCUUAACAAGCCAGGUUCGCGAGUACGGCGUAGCAGUAGGGAGAGUAGGAGAGGCGGUCAACCAAAUAGCUGGAGCCUCCGCAGGGAGUGAUGCGGUAGCCCGCAAACUGCAGCAGGAGAUCACCGGUAUGACGAUGCAGAUCGGUAAUCGGGUCGCAUGUGGAGCGUCUGUGGCAAAGUCGGCGCGCCAUCAAGACAAGAUGGAGGCUGCCACUCGAAAGCUGGAGACCAUCGGGGAACAUGGGGCGGAGGAAAAGGAGAAGGAUGCAGCUGAGGCGUUUGCCGCUGCGGCGGUGGUGUUGCGUCGUGCAUCUCGACCACGGGGUCGAAUCAUUCAGCUUAGCAUGAAGGACCGGGCCAUUAUUGACCCCAUGAAGGUCAGUGAAGGUGAGGCGCUUCUUCGUGCCAGGGCCUGGCACAAGUGGCGGUCCUGGCGCAGUGAGCUGUAUCCAUCGAGGCAGUUGUCUGGUUAUUUUGAGCGUAUCUCCCCUCCGCGCACAGAAGCGCGUGCUGGGGAAGACGCUGCUGUGAGUGUGGGACUAGCAGGGGACGAGACUCCUGAGGUUAAUGGGGUCGAGGGUGCUGAACUUGAAGCCAGCGAGGACUCUGAUGCGUGGGCAUUGUUUGAGGACCAACAGUAG
Closterium sp. Yama58-4 is the source of this 807-nucleotide messenger RNA. NCBI's taxonomy places the organism in Eukaryota, Viridiplantae, Streptophyta, Zygnematophyceae, Desmidiales, Closteriaceae. The record is from the annotation of a GenBank genome assembly.